CGGCGUGGUAGAGGCCCCGGGUGGAGAACAAGUGUCCGGCACCAUGUCUGGUUUGUCCGGCCCACUGGCCCGGCUUUGCCCUCGCCAGUUGGCGUUGCUGUUUCUCUUCCUGCUUGGCCCUAGCUCGAUCCUCGCCAUCUCCUUCCAUCUGCCCAUUAACUCUCGCAAGUGUCUCCGGGAAGAGAUCCACAAGGACCUGUUAGUGACGGGCGCCUACGAGAUCACCGACCAGUCUGGGGGCGCUGGAGGCCUGCGCACCCACCUCAAGAUCACAGAUUCUGCUGGCCAUAUUCUGUACUCCAAGGAGGAUGCAUCCAAGGGAAAGUUUGCCUUUACUACUGAAGACUAUGAUAUGUUUGAAGUGUGUUUUGAGAGCAAGGGAAUGGGGCGGAUACCUGACCAACUCGUGAUCUUAGAUAUGAAGCAUGGAGUAGAGGCGAAAAAUUAUGAAGAGAUUGCAAAAGUCGAGAAACUCAAACCGUUAGAGGUGGAGCUCCGACGUCUAGAAGACCUUUCAGAAUCUAUUGUUAAUGAUUUUGCCUACAUGAAGAAACGGGAAGAGGAGAUGCGUGACACCAAUGAGUCAACAAAUACUCGGGUCCUGUACUUCAGCAUCUUUUCAAUGUUCUGCCUCAUCGGACUAGCCACCUGGCAGGUCUUCUACCUGCGUCGCUUCUUCAAGGCUAAGAAGUUAAUUGAGUGAUGAGGCCCAGUCUGCUCCCCACUUGUGUGUCAGUCAGCAGAACAGCACUGGGACAUGCGUGGUCUAAUCCAAUGCCAUCCAACGCUAGCACCAUCAAGGCCCAGUGGAGCUUUCUUGCAAGAACUGAUCUCUUUUUGUGUGGGGGGCCCUGGGCUACUACCUACACCCAAAAGUCAGUGAGGGACUUCUUUUUAACUUGGUAGAAUUUGGACUGGUUUUGCAACAUUAAGACUAUUAUUAGAGUCAUCUAUGACAAAAAAAAAAAAAAUAGAGGUAACCUAGAUAAUGCCAAACCCAGCAUUUGUCCUGGGUUUCCUCACAUGAUUUGUUCGAACCAUGUUGGCUUUCUUCUCCCACUUGCUCCCCAGCUUGGGCUUUCACUCUAGUUCUUUUACCAAGAAAUGUAUGACCAUGUUGAACUUGUUUCAUACUGAUUGUCCUCCUUGGGUUUCCUUGUGAAAACAUCCUGAACUUUCUCUUCGCCCUUAGGUGAAAUGUUUACAUAGCUUCUGGUGAUACCCUUUCAGAAUUUUAUGUCCAUAAAAGGGUCAUGGAUGUGACACCUCAUAAAAGUGAGCUUUGAACUGUAGAUAAACCCUAAAGAAAAUCUCAUUUCAUACUAUUAAAAUAUUUGUGCUCAAUUGCUUGAA
Dipodomys ordii (Ord's kangaroo rat) is the source of this 1353-nucleotide messenger RNA. It is a transcript of the gene Tmed10, whose product is annotated as transmembrane emp24-like trafficking protein 10 (yeast). Gene Ontology annotation, biological process: endoplasmic reticulum to Golgi vesicle-mediated transport; intracellular protein transport; Golgi organization. Lineage: Eukaryota; Metazoa; Chordata; Mammalia; Rodentia; Heteromyidae. The record is from RefSeq and is a predicted model, not a curated record. The transcript is spliced from 5 exons. The coding region runs from base 44 to 703 and encodes 219 amino acids. Gene Ontology annotation, cellular component: Golgi apparatus; endoplasmic reticulum-Golgi intermediate compartment; COPII-coated ER to Golgi transport vesicle.